AUACCUUCGUCUCUUCUCUUUAACCUCUAUAAAAAGAAGUCGCUGCAGGCUUGUCCCUAUUGUGAAUUUCACUUCCUCCAUUUUGGACUGUCUAUUACCCAACAAAGGCUGAGUUGUUGAAAAGCUACAGAGGAAACACUCGACUUAUAUCUUCACACAUGCAAACACUAAAGAGACUGGAGGCUAUUAAUAGCUUAAUAUCCCUUAUCAUUUUAGCAUGGUGAGUCACCACUGAAUGAAGAGCAGUACAAAGCAACUCAGACACUAGGUGGAAAGUGUAGCAUAGAUGUGGAGGUGCUUACCGGCUGAGUGGAUUUGGUGUACAUUGCUUAUUUCACAAGUAGCACCAAAAGAAAGAGAAUUCAAAUGAAAAGUAUUAGUUAUUUGGAAAUGUGAGCAUAUUUUUGGGGAAUUUUGAUAUUUCAUUACUUUCUUACCACCAGGAAUAUAAUAUGCACUCCCAAGCCUGUAUAUGAAAACAGCUUUUAUGGGUAUAUGUGCUUAAACACUGUACAAAGGUUUCUUUGUCAUUAUGUGUUCAAUUAUAAAUAUCACCAUUGGUCAUACACCAUCAUGUCAGCCACCGUUCCUCUUCCCCCUCAACACCCACAGACUUCUGGUGAAUUUCCCUGAGAAAUGAAUAGACAAAGGAAGAAGAACAGUCUAUUUUGCCUAACAAAUUACGUCCACAGUCCUUUACUGUCUGGGUCCCUGUGACACUAUUAGGCCAUAUCUAUGAGUCUGAUUGCAGCGUUUGUCAUAUUUGCAUUCGAGCACUCCGCUCAACUUGCUCGGUUCAGUUGGGGUGAUAUUGAACGAUCUCCUUUGCAUUGCCUUUGUCUGACUAGUGCUUUCACUCAAUUCAUAAAGCAGUGACUUCAAUUAACUUAAAAAUACCACAGUCAGUGGCUCAAAAACGUUUUUAUCUCACAAACUGCCAUUCAUGAAUAUCCACGUUCUUGUGAGGAGUUUGUAAUUGUUUAUGUGCAAAGUGAAUUAAAUUAAAUGUCAUGAAUUAUGAAUAUGAAUUAAAUUAAAUGUAUACAAUCUUUUUGCAUUUUUGUAACUGACUUUAAUACUAAACUCUGAAGUACUUGAAUUGCUAGAGUUGAUCUAUUGCCAACCUUGAAAGCAGAGCAAUACCAUCUUAUUAUUAUUAUUAUUAUAAUUUUUUUUAUUAUAAGGUCCUGAGCUUAAUGUGCAGCACGUGGCUUUGUGUCCAACUGGUUAAACUGUGCAGGAGAGUAAGUAACUAGGCAAGUCAAGUCUAACUGGUUAAGUUUUACAGAGCUGCGACUAAAAAUCUGUAUAGACCCCCAAGACAUUGCAUCUACUUUCUAAAGUGUUAAUAAAAGCAGAAAGUGAAAUUUUGGCACAUGUUGAACACUGCGAGAUGCCACUGACAUGCGCUUCCUGACGCUGAGAAUAACUGGUGCAGGAGGUGUGUCUUUCAAAGAGUGUUUUUUUCUUAAGUUGUGACCCUGUGUGUGAGCCCUCCCUUUGUGCCCUGUUUGUAACCUUAGGCAGUGGUACUCGCUGCCAGUUAUCGCUCACCCACUGUGCCACAUGGUAUCUCACCUCCUUCUACUAAUCCACAUCUGCUUCAGAGAGAUACGAGACUGCAUAAACAGUCAAUCACACUGUGUCAGCAGCAUUCAUGUUUGAGUGUGCAGCGGCGGUGAUAGACGCCUCCAUGGAGCAGUCACGUUGGUUGUCCCCGACAUUCCUGCCCUCCGAAGCCUUGGCAGCCUUCUCCUCUGAGUCUGCUUUUAUGCCUCCACCUGAAGAGGAGCCAUCAUGCUCCGGUGUGGAGUCCGACCUCAGUGUGCUGCCAUCCAUCUUCACCAGCUCAGCACACAGUCGACACACGCCAUCAUACAGACACAGUCCAGUUCGACAGGUGUACUCCUCCCCUUCCUUCCUGAAUAACAUGUCCUGGUUAGAUGGCUCGGCAGGGCAAUCCCCGACUGCCUCUUAUCCCCCACACUCCUCUUCCUCCUCCUGGCACAGCAGCCCUUUCUCUAAAGCCUCCCUCCACCCGAACCAGCACCUCUCCCCAUCCUUCCUCCCCACCGUCGCCUCUCUCUCCUCCCUCAAGUCACUGAGAAUGGAGCCCCUCGCCCCCGGACAGGAUUUCAAGGAGAACCUCCGGCUCCAGGAGUGUGUGAAGGGAGAGAGACUGACUCCUCAUGAAGGGGGUGAAGAGGCCACCCGUCUCCACACUCCCCACUUGGUCAGCCCCACAGCGGGAAGGGGCUAUAGCCACUCCCCACAGUCCCACUCAUACACUCCCACACACUACACUGCAUAUGUGCCUCCCCCACAAGACCACAGCACCGCUGCCAUCUACCUGCCCUCCUCUUUCUCCCCAAAAAUACGCAACAAGAUGGCCUUCUUUCCUCCAGAGGCAAGGGAAUGUGUGAACUGUGGGGCCACAGCCACCCCACUCUGGAGGCGAGAUGGUACAGGCCACUACCUCUGCAAUGCCUGUGGACUAUACCACAAAAUGAAUGGACAGAAUCGACCUCUCAUUCGGCCCAAGAAGAGACUGGUUGUUAGUAAGAGGGUGGGCACUCAGUGUGCCAACUGCCAUACCAGCACAACAACCCUGUGGAGACGCAAUGCCAGUGGAGAUCCAGUGUGCAACGCCUGUGGCCUAUACUUCAAACUCCACAACGUGAAUAGACCUCUUACCAUGAAGAAGGAUGGUAUCCAGACACGCAACCGCAAAGUGUCCAGCAAGAGCAGGAAGGGCAAGAGAGGCUGCCUGUCCGAGACAGACUUCUACCCCCACAUAUCCAGGGGCCCUUCCUCUGAGCAGCACAUAGACUCUUACCCUCCAGGCUCUGCUCCUUUCCUCUCCUACAACCACUCACCACACAUCAUCCCCUCUUCCCCCUCACUACACCCUGCUGUCUCCCUGCCCUACCCGUACCAUCCAAACACCAGUCUGAUUCCCACACUCAUGGGAGAGGCCAGGGUAUAUUAAUCUGAUGAAAAUGAAGCCAAGCAUAGUAAUGUGUUUCUAAUAUUUGCAUAUACCCUUACUGACAUGUGCAUCAGAUAUUAGUGCAGUCGUAUUGUUGGUUUUUUAAUGGUUGCUGUUUUUUUGGAAAUGAAUAAAGCUAACUUUUUUAAUUCAA
Messenger RNA from Clupea harengus (Atlantic herring), 3143 nucleotides. RefSeq names its product GATA binding protein 1b (gene gata1b). Gene Ontology annotation, molecular function: zinc ion binding; DNA-binding transcription factor activity, RNA polymerase II-specific; RNA polymerase II cis-regulatory region sequence-specific DNA binding. The record is from RefSeq and is a predicted model, not a curated record. Gene Ontology annotation, biological process: negative regulation of transcription by RNA polymerase II; positive regulation of transcription by RNA polymerase II; cell fate commitment. Gene Ontology annotation, cellular component: nucleus. Lineage: Eukaryota; Metazoa; Chordata; Actinopteri; Clupeiformes; Clupeidae.